AUGCCAUCUUUUCCGCCCUCGCCGCUUCGAUCUCACGAUAUGCGAGCCUUCGACCCAUCAUCGCCGUUGACUAUUCCCGAACCUGGGCCACCGAAGGCACAGACCAAAAUAAACACAUAUGGCAUUCCUGGUGAAACAGAAGAUAUGCUUCCUGUCUUCGAUGCAUGUAUUCGUGUGGGAAAGUUGGAUAGAGCCGCCUUGGUUCUGAAGAGAUUCAAUGGCAUGGGCAUUCUCUCUGGAGAGGAGCGAAUUUUGCUCAACAACCAAUACCUGAGGGCUUCGCUGCAGCAGAUGCGCAACAGCCCAGACAGACGGCAAGCCGAAGAACUCCACAAAUGGUAUGAGCUUCAGAUACGGAACAAGGGCCUGCCGCAUACCGCCGAAACGAUCGCGUGCAUGCUCAAGGCUUCGCUGCUCUCAGAACGCGGCUCGCGACUCAACCGACUGGUGAAUAGAUACAUGGGCAUGGCCCCUGGCGAAUCCGGUCUUCGAGUUUUGAGCAUGGAUGACAUCCUUAGCGACCAAGAUCUGGCCGUCAUCACUGGAAUUUGCCCAACGUAUAACUUUACUGUAGAGACGGCUGAGUCCGCGGAAAUGUCAGAAUUUGCUGAACAAGACCUCGAAUUGAGAACAACAGAAGCGUCGAUCGAUCAAGCAGUUGAUGCUGUAUCAUCUGGCGAAGCAGCUGAGCUCGUGCCCACCCCCCAGCGUGGCAUUGGGUUGCAGUCGUUGAAAAAAGGACUUCAGCUACUUAGAGACCUACAAGAUGUGGACAUUUCGAAGAUGUCGGAUGAAGAUCGAAGCGAAAUUCAAUUGCAACUCGAGCGGGAUUCAAUAGGAUCCGCCAUCGACAGAUGGAGAGAGACUAACAAGAAUUUGGGGAAGAAGGGAAUCACGACUGCUGCUUCUCCAUCUUCGUCGGAAGGGUCGCUUUCCCAUCACAUGGCGAACUGGCUGGAUGCUAUGGAGAAGAAAUUAAUAGCGGAGAAGCAGCUGAUCAAAGUUUCUGAGAACAAAACCACUAAAUCGGAUCAGGAUUUGGAAAGGUGCCUUUAUGGUCCCCUAAUUGCCCAAGCAAACCCAGCCCGCCUGGCGGCCAUUACAAUCCUUUCCGUUGUCAACCUUGGAGCCGUGCAAGGCGCAGACAGAGGCGUUGUGGUCAGCCGGCUUGUUACCAACAUUGCAAAGCUUGCACAAGAAGAUAUCGAGACACAAGAGAAAGAGAGAGCUGAAGUCGAAGCGAGGCGUCGUAGGCGGGCUUUGCGCAAAAUACAAUUCUUGGGCACCGCGCCGGAUGCAGCAAAAUCCAAAUCGAACGGUUCCAGCAACGAAAGCACGAUUAUUAUUGACGACUCUGCCCAGGUUGCCCGCGAUCUAGAAGACGCAGCUCGCAAGCCAUGGUCUGUGUCUAUCCGUGCACAGGUUGGCUCAUUCUUAUUGAAGACUCUUCUCGAGAACGCUUUCGUGAAGGUCACGACGGGGCAUCCCACGACCAAGGAACCUGUCUGUCAAAAUCAACCAGCAUUCAGUCAUCUCCAACAACCUCGAAAAGGCAAAAAAGUCGGCGUGCUCCACUUCAACUCCCAUCUUGUUGAACAACUGAAAAGGGAACCUGUUGGCGACUUCAUUGCGAAGCAUUUACCGAUGAUUGUAGAGCCGAAGCCCUGGCGUCACUUGAACGAGGGCGGGUUCUUGGAUAGCAAAACCACGUUUGUUCGCGUGAAAUCCGGCGACAUAGAACAGAAAUUGUACACUAAAGCUGCUGUCGAAGCUGGAGACAUGGAGCAAGUUUUCAAAGGUCUCGACGUCCUUGGCAAGACUGCUUGGCGUAUCAACAAAAACGUGUUGAAUGUCAUGAUGGAAGCCUGGAAUACCGGAGAAGAAACCGCUAACAUGCCGCCGUUGAAUCCCGAGUUUCAUAUUCCCCCCGAGCCCGACUCGUCCGCGGACCCUCUACUCCGUAGAAGCUGGAUACAGGCCGUCAAGGCCAUCGAGAAUGAGAGAUCAGGUUUACACUCUCAGCGGUGCUUUAUGAAUCUCCAGCUAGAGAUUGCACGAGCAUACAGAAAUCAGACCAUGUACUUCCCGCACAAUGUGGACUAUCGGGGUCGCGCGUAUCCGAUGCCAACUUAUUUGAAUCACAUGGGCGCCGACCACACCAGAGCGAUUCUGAAGUUUGCUAGAGGAAAGGAGCUUGGAGAGCGAGGCCUUCGAUGGCUGAAAAUUCACUUGGCCAACUUGUACGGCCUGGACAAAUCAAGUUUUGACGAGCGAGAGGCUUUUACGAACGAAAACGUCACCAACAUUGUCGAUUCUGCCACGAACCCUUUGAACGGAAGUCGAUGGUGGCUCAAGGCGGAAGACCCUUGGCAAUGCCUGGCUGCAUGCUUCGAGCUGAAGGCUGCCUUGGAUCUUCCCGAUCCAACCAAGUUUGUCUCGCAGCUUCCAGUGCAUCAGGACGGUACUUGCAAUGGCCUGCAGCAUUAUGCGGCUUUGGGUGGUGAUACCUGGGGUGCAAAACAAGUGAACCUAGAACCCGGCGACCGACCGGCUGAUGUUUAUUCGGCGGUAGCAGAUCUGGUCAAGCAAGCCAUCGACAAGGACGCAAUGGCCGACAACCAAUUUGCGCUAGUGCUCCAAGGCAAAAUCACAAGAAAGGUUGUGAAGCAAACUGUAAUGACUAACGUGUACGGCGUUACGUUUGGGGGAGCCAAGAAGCAGGUUUGCAAGCAAAUUGAUGCUCUGUAUCCUGACUUGGGGAAAGAAUGCGGAAUUCCUAACAUGAUGCUCUCCACCUACAUUGCCAGACACAUUUUCAAUGCGCUAGCAACCAUGUUUCGCGGUGCUCAUGAUAUUCAAUACUGGUUAGGGGAGAUUGGUGGUCGUGUUUGUCGAGCGUUGACACCAGCUCAGCUGAAGGAGAUACGAGACAAUUACGAAAACGGCGAACGCAAGAAAAAGGACCAACUCGAUGAUCUUAUGAAAAAGUUUCGAUCCUCUGUUGUUUGGACGACCCCUCUUCGUAUGCCAGUCGUCCAACCAUACCGAAAAAGCACUGCCAGAGAGGUCAGGACCUGUCUUCAAGCUCUUGUCUAUCCGAUAAACGACCAAUCUGAUCCUGUCCAUACGAGAAAGCAACUCCAAGGGUUCCCACCAAACUUUAUUCAUUCAUUGGAUGCAAGCCAUAUGCUGCUUUCAGCGUUGGAGUGUCACGAGCAAGGACUCGAUUUCGCAGCAGUGCAUGACUCAUUCUGGACCCAUGCUGCUGAUAUCGACACCAUGAAUGGUAUUUUGCGAGAGGCAUUUAUCCAGAUCCACGAAGAAGACGUUGUCGGCCGACUAGCAACCGAGUUUGAAGCUCGACAUAAGGGUUCCAUGUACCUGGCCCACCUCGAUCCAUCGACUCCCGUGGCCAAGAAGAUCAAGCAGCUGAGAAGCAACAGCAAACUCUGUCCAAAGGAAGAGCUGGUCCUCGAGUACAAGCGGAACUCCCUCAAACUUUCAGGCAACCCGUGGGAUUUGGAAGCCGCCAAAAAGAUUGUAACUCCAGCAUCCGUCUAUGAAGAGAUGGCUGGUGCAGAAGUCGAUGUCAGCAUCAGUGCAGACACCAGAAACAUCGGCCUGGGCGAAAUUCCAGCCGAUGAGGAUACCCAGGAGGGCAUGGCCACGGUCGAUAUGAAUGAAGACUCAGAAGUCGAAGAAGAGAACUGGCACGAUGCCGCAGCCGUUUCUAUGCGGCUGAUGGAAAACAUGAAGACAAGCCACUUUGAAUCACAACUAGUUGGCGCCAAAAAGGAGAAAACAUCGAGCAAGCCUACCUCAAAACGCACGGCUGUGCCGGUUUGGCUACCACUGACCGUUCCAGCCAUUCCCAAGAAGGGUGAUUUUGAUGUAACUCGCCUUCGAGAGAGCAAGUACUUCUUCUCAUAA
Messenger RNA from Pochonia chlamydosporia 170, 3930 nucleotides. Its product is annotated as mitochondrial DNA-directed RNA polymerase. The transcript is spliced from 2 exons. Gene Ontology annotation, cellular component: mitochondrial DNA-directed RNA polymerase complex. Gene Ontology annotation, molecular function: mitochondrial promoter sequence-specific DNA binding; DNA-directed RNA polymerase activity. The coding region runs from base 1 to 3930 and encodes 1309 amino acids. The record is from RefSeq and is a predicted model, not a curated record. Gene Ontology annotation, biological process: mitochondrial transcription. NCBI's taxonomy places the organism in Eukaryota, Fungi, Ascomycota, Sordariomycetes, Hypocreales, Clavicipitaceae.